GAUCGAGUCUAGGUUGGGUCGGAUCUAAAGGACCUAAACCAUACGGCCGGGUACCUGUGUGGUUACCAUGUGGUACAUGUUGCCUGGUUAGCUUACAAUUCCUUAUUACGCAAACGUAGGUUCAGGAGGCAGAGGCUCUCAACCAGCAAAUGACGGAGUUAUGCUUAUAUAGCGCUUCAUGCACGCUAAUUCCCAAAUCUCCAGCCGUUAGGACAAUGAAUCUGUGAACGGACGAGAUUUCAGUUAUUUUCCUCGAUCAGUGAUAUUAUUAUGCGAGUAAUUUUUAUGAUCUUGUUUUUUUAUCUUCAUCGCCGAGAAGAAAAUGUCCGCAUCGCAAUCUCUUGGAGGUCCUUCCCGCUGCGGCAGAGUUGUCGGUCCAUCACUGGAUAAAAUAAUCAAGAACGCCGCCUGGCGUAAGCACUCUCACCUUGUCUCCGCCUGCAAAUCCACCCUUGACAAGCUUGAAUCCCUCUCUGAGUCCUCCGGAACGUCUCCAGGCGACACCCAAUCCCCUAUUCCAGGUCUUUCCUCCUCAGAUGCCGACUGUGUCCUUCAACCUCUCUUUCUUGCGCUUGACUCUGCCUACCCCAAGGUUGUUGAGCCUGCUCUUGAAUGUACCUUUAAAUUAUUCUCUCUCGGCCUUGUCUGCGGGGAGAUCAAUCGGUCCGGCAUUGUCUUCAAUAUGAUUGAUGCUAUCUGUAAGUCGGGUGGCCUUGGGGAGGAGGCAAUUGAGCUGGGCGUGCUCAGAGUCUUGCUCUCAGCUGUAAGAUCCCCCUGCAUUUUGAUCCGGGCAGAUUGUCUCAUUCAAAUUGUGAGAACUUGUUAUAAUGUGUACCUCGGGGGGGUCAAUGGCACUAAUCAGAUCUGUGCUAAAUCGGUUCUUGCUCAGAUCAUGACCAUUGUCUUCACCAGAGUCGAGGAAGACUCCAUGGAUGUCUGUGUUAAACGGGUUUCUGUCAGUGAACUUUUGGAAUUCACGGAUAAGAAUUUGAACGAGGGCAAUUCCAUACACUUUUGCCAAAAUUUUAUCAACGAGAUAAUGGAGGCCAGUGAGGGUCUUCCUCUCAAACCAUCGUCUAUAUCACCUCCUCUGGAAGUGCAGAAUGUCCACACACCUUCGCCCAAAACAGCGGAUGAAACAGGUACCGACAAGUUCGAUAGUGAAGCUGGAGCUGAAGGAAGUAAAAUAAGGGAGGAUGGGUUUCUACUUUUUAAGAAUUUGUGCAAAUUGUCCAUGAAAUUCUCAUCUCAACAGCACCCUGACGAUCGUAUCCUCUUGAGAGGGAAAAUUUUGUCCUUGGAGCUCCUUAAGGUAGUCAUGGAUACUGGUGGUUCAAUAUGGCGCGUGAAUGAGAGGUUUCUCAAUGCCAUCAAGCAAUAUCUUUGCUUGUCAUUAUUGAAGAACAGUGCCCUGUCCGCGAUGGCCAUUUUUCAACUUCAGUGUUCCAUUUUCAUGAACCUGUUAUCAAAAUUUAGAUCAGGCUUGAAAAAAGAAAUUGGCAUGUUCUUUCCGAUGCUUAUCCUUCGAGUUCUCGAGAAUGUUCUUCAGCCUAGUUUUCUGCAAAAAAUGACCGUCCUUAAUUUAUUGGACAAAAUAUCUCAAGAUCCUCAGAUUAUUAUUGACAUUUUUGUCAACUAUGAUUGUGAUGUGGAUGCUUCAAACAUAUUUGAAAGGAUUGUCAAUGGUCUUCUGAAAACCGCUUUGGGACCACCUACAGGGUCAACCACUGCUUUGUCUCCAGCACAGGAUAUUACUUUCCGACAUGAAUCUGUGAAAUGCUUGGUCAGCAUUAUUAAGUCUAUGGGAGCAUGGAUGGACCAGCAGAUAAGGAUAGGAGAUUUAGAUCUAGCAAAGAGCCCUGAAAGCAGUAGUGCAGCAGAGAAUCAUCUAAUACUAAAUGUAGAAGAAGGAAAUGCUUCUGAUCAUGAGCUACAUUCUGAUGUAAAUUCUGAAUUUUCAGAUGCUGCCACGUUAGAGCAACGUCGGGCAUAUAAAAUCGAACUUCAGAAAGGCAUAUCACUUUUUAAUCGAAAACCUCCAAAAGGUAUUGAAUUUUUGAUAAGCAACAAAAAAAUUGGUUGUUCUCCAGAACAAGUGGCACUGUUCCUGAAGAACACUGCUGGCCUUGAUGAAACCAAGAUUGGUGACUAUUUGGGAGAAAGGGAGGAGUUUUCUCUAAAAGUUAUGCAUGCUUAUGUAGAUUCCUUUAACUUCAAAGGGAUGGAUUUUGGUGAAGCUAUUCGAUUUUUUCUUCAGGGCUUCAGGUUGCCUGGUGAGGCACAAAAAAUUGAUCGUAUCAUGGAGAAGUUUGCUGAGCGCUAUUGUAAAUGCAACCCUAGUUCUUUUAGCAGUGCAGAUACUGCCUACGUUCUUGCUUACUCUGUGAUAAUGCUUAAUACAGAUGCUCAUAAUAAUAUGGUGAAAGAUAAGAUGACAAAGGCUGAUUUUGUUCGAAACAACCGAGGAAUAGAUGAUGGAAAGGAUUUACCAGAGGAAUAUCUUGGGGCACUUUAUGACCAAAUUGUUAAAAAUGAAAUUAAAAUGAAUGCUGAUUCUUCUGCACCUCAGAAUAAACAAGCAAAUAGCUUCAAUAGAUUGCUGGGAUUAGAAGGUAUACUCAAUCUUGUGAACUGGAAGCAGAGUGAGGAAAAAGCAGUGGGUGCAAAUGGGCUUCUCAUUCGGCACAUUCAGGAGCAAUUUAAAACUAAUUCACGAAAAUCAGAAUCUGUGUAUCAUGUUGUCACUGAUGUGGCUAUACUGAGGUUUAUGGUGGAAGUUUGUUGGGGGCCUAUGCUGGCUGCUUUCAGUGUAACACUUGAUCAGAGUGAUGACAGGGUAGCAACUUCUCAAUGCUUACAAGGAUUUCGACAUGCUGUGCAUGUUACUGCAGUGAUGGGUAUGCAGACUCAAAGGGAUGCUUUUGUUACAUCUGUUGCCAAAUUUACUUAUCUGCACUGUGCUGGAGAUAUGAAACAGAAAAAUGUUGAUGCUGUCAAGGCAAUAAUAUCAAUUGCGAUUGAAGAUGGAGAUCAUCUGUAUGAAGCAUGGGAACACAUAUUAACUUGCCUCUCCCGAAUUGAGCAUUUGCAACUGUUAGGUGAGGGUGCCCCAAGUGAUGCAACCUUCUUCACUUCAACUAAUCUUGAAAUGGAGGAGAAAGCACUGAAAACAUUAGGUUUCUCUUCUUUUAAGAAAGGAACACUCCAGAAUCCAGCCAUGGUGGCUGUUGUUCGUGGUAGUUCAUAUGACAGUACAAGUAUUGGGGUCAAUGCUUCUGCAAUAUUAACAACAGAACAGAUAAAUAAUUUCAUUUCAAACUUGAAUCUACUGGACCAGAUUGGGAACUUUGAACUGAACCAUGUGUUUGCUCAUAGUCAACGGUUGAAUGGAGAAGCAAUAGUAGCAUUUGUUAAAGCACUUUGUAAAGUUUCCAUUUCAGAGUUACAGUCUCCAACAGACCCCCGUGUAUUUGGCCUCACUAAAAUAGUAGAAAUUGCGCAUUAUAAUAUGAACCGCAUCAGAUUAGUAUGGUCUCGCAUAUGGAAUGUUCUCUCAGAUUUCUUUGUGUCGGUUGGAUUGUCAGAAAACUUGUCAGUUGCAAUCUUUGCAAUGGACUCACUGCGACAACUUGCAAUGAAAUUUUUGGAGCGUGAGGAGCUUGCUAAUUAUAACUUCCAGAGUGAAUUUCUGAGACCAUUUGUGAUUGUUAUGCAGAAAAGCAACACCACAGAAAUUAGAGAAUUAAUAGUUCGUUGUAUUUCACAGAUGGUCCUUAGCCGUGUCAGUAAUGUGAAAUCUGGCUGGAAAAGUGUUUUUAUGGUUUUUACAGCUGCUGCAGCUGAUGAGCGGAAGAAUAUUGUAUUAUUAGCAUUUGAGACCAUGGAGAAAAUAGUGCGUCAAUUUUUUCCUUAUAUUACUGAGACAGAGACAAUGACCUUCACUGAUUGUGUCCGAUGCCUUUUGACAUUUACAAAUAGCCGAUUCAACAGUGACGUUAGUCUCAAUGCAAUUGCGUUUCUUCGUUUCUGUGCAGUCAGACUUGCUGAUGGAGGACUUGUUUGCAAUAAGAGCAGUGUUGAUGGCCCAUCACUUGUUGUAGCAAAUGGUAUUUCAGAUUUACAAGCUCAUACUGAUAACGGUGAUCAUGUCUCCUUUUGGAAUCCUUUGCUAUCAGGGUUAUCAAAACUAACUUCUGAUCCAAGAUCAGCUAUCAGAAAGAGUUCUUUGGAGAUGCUUUUUAACAUUUUGAAGGAUCAUGGUCAUCUAUUCUCCCACACAUUUUGGAAUAGCAUUUUCUGUUCUGUUAUUUUCCCUGUAUAUAACUCAGUAUCUGGAAAGAGAGAGAUGAAUCUACAAGAGGUCCAUUGUCCACCUUCUUCAGUAUCUGUGCAUACUGAAGGAAGCACAUGGGAUUCUGAGACUUAUUCAGUAGCAGCAGAAUGUUUAAUAGAUUUAUUUGUCACCUUCUUUGAUGUGGUGAGGUCUCAGCUACCUGGCGUGGUGUCAGUACUGACAGGGUUCAUUAGAAGUCCUGUUCAGGGUCCAGCUAGUACUGGAGUUGCUGGAUUAGUGCGUCUCACAGGUGACCUUGGUAACAGGCUUUCAGCAGAAGAAUGGAAAGAGAUUUUUCUAUGCUUGAAAGAUGCAGCUAUGUCAACAGUGCCAGGAUUCAUGAAGGUCUUGAGAACCAUGAAUAAUAUUGAGGUGCCUCACAUUUCACAGUCUUCUGCUGACUUAGAAAGUUCUUCUGAUCAUGACUUGAACAAUGAUGAAUUUGAUGAUGACAAUCUGCAAACGGCCACAUAUGUUGUGUCAAGAAUGAAGAACCAUAUUGCUAUGCAACUACUUAUUGUACAGGUUGCAACUGAUCUGUACAAAAAGCACCAGCAAUCCUUAUGUGCAGCCAGCAUCAAAGUCCUUAUUGAAUUAUAUUCAUCUAUUGCUUUACAUGCUCGUGCGAUGAACAGAGAGUCAAUCCUACUGAGGAAGUUGCAGAAAACUUGCUCCAUCCUGGAAAUAUCUGGCCCUCCCAUGGUUCAUUUUGAAAAUGAGUCCUUCCAGAAUCACCUCAACUUUCUACAAAAUAUACGUCUCCAUGAUAAUUUUAUGCAUGAUGAGAUAGAGCUAGAUCAAGAGUUAGUUGCUGUGUGUGAAACCGUAUUGGACAUAUACCUAAAUUGUGCUGGUUCCAUUUCCACUUUUCACAAGUCUGAUACCAUGCCAGCGCCUCAUCGAAAACUCCCUCUGAGCUCAGCAAAGAAGGAAGAGAUAGCUGCUAGGACAUCUUUAGUCAUCUCAGCAUUGCAAGGAUUGGCUGGUCUGAAAAAGGAUUCAUUCAGGAGGUAUAUUCCACGGUUCUUUCACUUACUGGUAGAUCUCGUGAGGAGUGAACACACCUCUGGAGAAGUUCAACAUGCCCUGAGUAAUAUGUUCCGUUCAUCUGUUGGCCAAAUUAUAAUGGAUUGAGUUUUAGUUUUGGCAUACUUUGGUUUUGGACGUUGCUGAAUAUCAAUCAGCAUUUUCCUUAUAAGCUAAAGAACGAGCCAUUACAUGGUCAUAUCUUGAUUUACUCACCAUUGUUGUGUAGUGUUACUCUUGGUUUUUUGUGAUUGUAUGUGCUAUUAAUGUAAAUGAUAAAUUUAUUUCAAGCAGAAUACUAAAGUACCACAGAUAGAUAGCGAAGAAACUAAGUUAGGCAGCCGCUGGCAGUCUACGACUUGGCCUAACUUGUCCCUUUUCACCAAUGGAGACUGAGUCCUAGUGGAAGGAGAUACUCUCUCCUAAGGAACCGAAACAAUAGUCUUGUUCCUUUUCAGAUGUUGUUUAAGGUUGUGACAUAGGAAUUAAGAUAUAUAAUUAAUAUUCUUUUUUUAGAUUGUUA
Molecule: messenger RNA, 5882 nt
Organism: Glycine soja
Lineage: Eukaryota; Viridiplantae; Streptophyta; Magnoliopsida; Fabales; Fabaceae
Product: brefeldin A-inhibited guanine nucleotide-exchange protein 1-like
Exons: 11
Coding region: 323-5467 (1714 amino acids)
Biological process (GO): regulation of ARF protein signal transduction
Cellular component (GO): trans-Golgi network
Molecular function (GO): guanyl-nucleotide exchange factor activity
Source: RefSeq, a predicted model, not a curated record